Messenger RNA from Ahaetulla prasina, 1952 nucleotides. RefSeq lists its product as uncharacterized. The record is from RefSeq and is a predicted model, not a curated record. Bases 134 to 1423 code for a protein of 429 amino acids. Gene Ontology annotation, molecular function: protein binding; GTP binding. NCBI's taxonomy places the organism in Eukaryota, Metazoa, Chordata, Lepidosauria, Squamata, Colubridae. The transcript is spliced from 3 exons.
ACAAACUGGUUGAGGAGCAACUCCUGGAGUUUUUCUCCACCCCAGGGGGCAUUGACCACGUGGAUGCCAUCUGCUUGGUGGCCCAGGCCUUCCUUGCCCAUUCAACUCACAUCCAAAAACGUGUCUUGAUUCCAUGCUUUCCAUGUUGGGAAAAGACCUGAAGGAAAACAUCCAACUCCUCAUCACCUUUGCGGAUGGGGGGACCCCACCUGUCCUUGAGGCCCUCAAGGAGGCUCACCUGCCAUGUGCUCAGGAUGAGUCGGGAAUCCCUCUGCACUUCAGAUUCAACCAUUCAGCCCUCUUUGCUCCCCAAGAAAAUGGAGGAAGCCCGAAUGAUGUAGCCCAAAUGUUCUGGAAAAUAGGCACCAAGAGCAUGAAGGAUUUCUUUGACUCAUUAAAGAUGGUGGAGACCAAAAGUUUAACCUUUACCAUGGAGGUCCUCAAGGAACGUCAGGAGCUGGAAGCUGCUCUUAGAAGACCUCCCCCACCUAAAGUUGAGCAAGUGCACCCAAAUAAUUUCCAGAUCAGUAUUGAUCCAGCAGCCAUUGGGAAGCUUUCAGUUUCCAGGUGCCAGGCGGAAUAUCGGAUUGCAGAAGAGAAUUGGAAAAGUCGCGAUGUAAAUGACCCUAAGGAUCAAUUCACCCUUGAAGAUGUCCACCCAAAUCUUUGGUACCAAUUCCGAUGUGCAGCUGUGACUCAAGGAGGGCUCAGUCAACAGAGCGAGACGAUCACUUGCGUCUGUCCUAUGAGAAGGCCAGCUGAGAAAUCCCGGGUUUUGUGCUGUGCGACUGGUCUGGAAAUGCCUGGAAGCAUCGGAGGGCCUGAACGGAGGAUCGUCCUGGUGGGCGAAAGCGGAAGUGGCAUAAGUGCAACGGGAAACACAAUCCUGGGAAGCAAAGUCUUUCACUCUGGGUGGUCACCAAAGGUAGUACUAAGAGUAUGCCAGAAGGAGGAGACGCAGCUGAAUGGCAGGAAGGUUGUGGUUGUAGAUAUGCCUGGCUUUCUCCAUACCAGUCGUGCAGACAAGUAUAUUGCUACAGAAGUGAGAAAGAGCAUGAAGCUUUGCUCUCCGGAUCCCCACGUCUUUCUGCACGUCAUGCAUCCUUUGGGUUUCUUCCGGCAGAUCAAAACGUUUUUUGGCCAUAAAGCCACAAAUUACAAGAUCAUCUUGUUCACCGGCAAAGAUAGCCUGGAAGGUGAAUCUCUAGAAAAUUUUAUAUCUUCCAGAAAAGAAAAUCUGAAGGAAUAUAUUGCUGAAUGCGGGAACCGGUUCCUGGCUUUCAACAACUGGGCCGAAGGGGCGGAACGAGAGGCUCAGGUGGCCGAACUGAUGACCAUGAUCGAUGAUCUGGUGUGGAGGAACAGAUCUGCUCCUUGUUACACGGAAGACAUGAUGAACGUCAGCAAAAGACACAACUUCUGAUUGUUUCCCUUUCCCUCAGAGACCAGAAAGUCUCUCUAAUUCAGCCUCUCCUCCAGGGGUGAAAUCUAAAAAAAUUUGCCACCAGUUCUGUGGUCGUGGCUUGGUGGCCGUGGCUUGGUGGUCGUGGCUUGGUGGUCGUGGCUUGGUGGUUAUGUGACUGGGUGGGCAGGGCCUACAUGACACCAAUCACAUCAUUCUUUCUUCUCUUUCUCUCUCCCUUUCUUUCUCUUUCUUUCUUCUCUCUCUCCCUUUUUUUCUUCCUUCCUUCCUUUCUCUUUCUUUCUUCUCUCUCUCUUGUCAGCCCCGCUUCACCAGGGCUGCCAUUCUGGCGGGGACGGCAGCCGACGGAGUCAACCACUCCACAUUCCAGCCAUUCGGGAAGCCUCACCCUGACUCCACUUGCUAGCCCUGCAUCCUGUCACUCGCUGGUGGCUCCCUCUCCUCGCUGAUUCUGAUCUUGCGUGAUAUUGCAGUGCAGUACUUUAGGCCUCGGUUCUUUGCGAACUGAAGCCUGCACAAGAAUGGAGGA